Brassica napus (rape) is the source of this 1191-nucleotide messenger RNA. Its product is annotated as (+)-neomenthol dehydrogenase-like. The transcript has 3 exons. NCBI's taxonomy places the organism in Eukaryota, Viridiplantae, Streptophyta, Magnoliopsida, Brassicales, Brassicaceae. The record is from RefSeq and is a predicted model, not a curated record. The annotation marks the transcript as partial. Gene Ontology annotation, cellular component: membrane.
CUUGGCUCUGAUAAUGAUUGUGAUUAUCGAAGGUGGUGGUCGAAAGGAACAACGGCGAUUGUAACCGGAGCAAACAAAGGUAUAGGUUUUGAGGUGGUGAAGAAGUUACUGGAGCUUGGACUAACGGUAGUCUUAACCGCCAGAAACGCCAAAAAUGGAAGCCUCGCCGCCGAUUCCCUCCGCCGUGCCGGCUUUCAAAACGUUCAUUUCUACUGCCUCGACGUCUCCGAUCCUUCUUCCAUCGCUGCCUUUGUCUCCUGGUUCCGUCACAACUUUGGAGUACUCGACAUUCUGGUGAACAACGCCGCUGUUUCAUUUAACGCCGUCGGUGAUAAUUCAAUCAAAGAGCCAGAGACCAUAAUCAAGACCAAUUUUUACGGUGCCAAGCUUUUAACGGAGGCGCUGCUGCCGUUGUUCCGUCGAUUGGUCUCCGUUAGCCGCAUCCUUAACAUUAGUUCAAGGCUUGGCUCAUUAAACAAACUGAGAAACCCUAGUGUAAGACAAACCCUAGAAAGUGAAGAGCUUAACAACGAACAAAUCGAUGCGACAGUGACUCAAUUUCUAGAAGACGUGAGCAGCGGGACGUGGGAGAAGCAAGGAUGGCCGGAAAACUGGUCGGACUACGCAGUCUCCAAGAUGGCUUUGAACGCUUACUCUAGAGUUUUGGCUCGACGUUACAACGGCAAAAAACUAAGUGUUAACUGCUUCUGUCCUGGCUUCACACGCACGUCUAUGACCGGUGGUCAGGGAACUCACACGGCGGAGGAUGUUGCCGCAACCAUCGCCACGUUGGUUUUGCUUCCACCGGAGAAGCUGACCUCCGGCAAGUUUUUUAUGUUCUUAGAGCACAAGAAAAUUAUUUCCAGGUUGUGAUUCUCAUAGUUAAGAUCGUUAUGAUUAGUUAUUAACUGAUUACUAUAGCAAAGUAAAUAAUAUUCGUAUAAUUCUAUGCGAAUUAAUAUACUAAAUUGUUUUAUAUUUGUGCAUGUAUUGAUAAAUAAAUAAAUGUAUAAGAGUAAAAUAGCUUCUUAAACCAGCUUGUAAACAACAAUUCUGUUUUUGAAAAUCAAUAAAAGUAUUUAGUCGAAUAAAUGAAGAAACAUCAUUUAUGUAUAUGAGGUGGUGGUUUAUUAGAGUUUGAUUUGAUUUGGUUGAUGGCAACUAUAUCACUAGCUAAUAUCACAGCAAUUA